This is a messenger RNA of Ilex paraguariensis (yerba mate), 717 nucleotides long. NCBI's taxonomy places the organism in Eukaryota, Viridiplantae, Streptophyta, Magnoliopsida, Aquifoliales, Aquifoliaceae. The record is from the annotation of a GenBank genome assembly.
ACUGCAAAUACUUCACUUCUUUUGCAUUUGCCUAAGCUGAUGAUUAGUACAAGCCGAAUAGAAUGAUAAAUGAUGGUUGAAGUUUGCACUUUGCAUUACAUUCGGAUGAGACAGUGCAUCCAGUGUCAGUAUUUUGCAUCUCUUUUAGAUGUUCUUAAUCUGCUCUAUACUCAGAUGUUUAAUAAAGGACCUGAAACCAAAGAAGAGUGGGCCAAAAUAGUGUCUUUCGUCUUGGACAUUGGUUUCUGUCAUGUGAUGAACUCAUUUGCUUUAAUAUCCAACUCAAACUCCUAUGCUCGUGUCACAAACUAUUUGCAAGAUGCUACUCAGGACCAAAGCGCUGCCUCUAAACUGAAUUUGUACCCUAUACAUAUUUAGAAAGCAGUUGCUGCAAGCAGUUAUAAGUGAGGUCCUCUCUGCCUGCAGCUUCUGGUUUGGUUUGCUAGGAGCUGUUUAUAUUAAGUUUGAGGAAACCCUCAGUUAGUGGGACUCUAUCUGUUGUGAUGUCAUGUGUGGGAAUCCCAUACCAGAAGAAAAAAAGAGUAAUAAACUCUCAGUAUAUGCUAUGAAGGGGCUCAAUAUUAGGCUUACCUUUUUAGGUGGGUUUGAGUUCUAAACAUGUAUAUUGUACCUGGUGAUGUACUCUCCUAUCACCACAACACAACUUAUGGCUAGGCUUGAGCUGCUGCAAUGUGCUUGCUAAGGAGGUGGGGGUUU